Molecule: messenger RNA, 2273 nt
Organism: Lactuca sativa (garden lettuce)
Lineage: Eukaryota; Viridiplantae; Streptophyta; Magnoliopsida; Asterales; Asteraceae
Source: RefSeq, a predicted model, not a curated record
AAAAUCUAAAAAAAUCUAACUGUAAAUAGAAUAUGAACCCUAGAUCAUGAAUACUAGUCACCAAUCACCAUCGACGAAACCGCUGGUGCUGCCGAUUGUCUCUCCAUUUUUGUUAUCAGGUAAAUCCUCCUAUUUGUUUUGCAUCUUGUUGUCUGCUCCAGAGUAGGUAGGCUAGGGGGGCGGCAGGGCUGCGCCUUUUCAAUCAAUCUCCGGCCGGUGCGUGUAAAUCCUCCAGAUGAAUAAUUGAGGCGUAAACUACAGCAACAAAACUCGAAAUUUUCAUGAUUGUUUUUUUAAUAAGUUCUGAAUUCUGGUUAUCUGUCGAUCUUUGUGUGCGCUACCAAGAUAAAUUAUCAAACUUUUUGUGGUUUUGAAGAGAGUUAAAGCUAUCUUGUAGGGUGGAAUUGACGAAUGACUGGGUUUUACCAUAUUUGAGUAGCAGUUGUGCAGCCAAACAUAUAGACCAAACCCUUAAACCUGUUUGUCACUCCUCCUUUGCAUGUAUCCUACAGGUUCCCGCAAUAUGCAAUUAAAUGUGCUGUUUUUGGUUUGAUAUACAAUUUUUUAGAGAUGAGGCGAGAAGUAGAAGAUGUUGUGGAGUUGAUGCAGAAUAUACAAUCCCGGUUGACAGUAAAAGAAGCGGCCCAAACAAGCGUGUUGUCCAAGUCUUGGCUACACGCCUGGUCUACCUUCCCCAACCUCAGGUUCGAUGUUGGAAGAGGAAAGAGCAUGAAGUUGGUGGACGUGGAGCGCACUCUGGUAAGGUAUCACCGUGACAACACACCAAUCAAAAAGUUUGACCUUAAGAUCGACAUUGAGAAUCAGGAGUCAGCUUCACAAGCUGAAAAAUGGAUCGGGCAUGUGGCCACCAAAACUUGUCUCAAAGAGAUUUCCCUCUCGCUCUUACUUUGGGGUGCCUCUUUUAGGUUGCCAGAUGAGAUAUUGGCAAGUGAGAAUCUAAACAAGAUAAGAGUUUCAGCACCGAGGAUCCAUCCCAAUUCUGUUUGGAUGACAAUGACGAAUCCUGUGAUCAAGUGUGUGUCAUCCCUACGAGAACUGCACUUGGAAGGCGUGAGCAUAAGUGAAGAGGCACUUCAUCACAUAUUGUUGUCUUGUCGCUUGCUUGAGAAGAUAGAACUUUUACAUUCCUGUGAGGGGUUCAAGACCAUCAAGAUUAAAAACCUUCCUCGUCUUUACGAACUAAACAUAUCUUUCGUUAGUCUAUAUGAAAACUCUACUGCUUUGGAAAUCAGUGAUGUCCCAAAACUUGGUGUGUUUAGCUACUAUCGACUUGAUGUUUUUCAAUCACAUUUUCCUCUUGUAAUUGAGCCAUUAAACUCCCAUUCAAUAUCAAUGCGCAAGGUGAGACGAUUAAUGUUAGGUGAUGUGAUAACGGACAACACGUGUCUGGACAUGAUCAAAUCGGGAUUUCCUUUUCUCGUGAGUUUGACACUUGGGCUGACAUAUUGGAAGUUGGGGACCUUUCAUUUCACAUCUUCUUCCAUCAAGAGAUUGGUGUUGCAUUCGUGCCCACACACCCUUAUCGACUUACAAGUACAUGCUCCAAAAUUAUUAAUUUUCGACUUGAGUGGCGAAACAUUGCCUAGUCUCUCGUUUCCAGUCUCGUCUCUCAAGCAACUCAGGGUUUCACUCGGAAUUGAACGUCUUGUUGAUGCUUCUUUUUUUCUUAAUAUGAGGGAAGCACUCAGCUUAUCACACAAGUGUGACCUUGAUAUACAGUUUAAUUCGCCACUUGACGUCAACAUCGAUAUAGAUGAUCUAAGAACAAGGCUCAUGUUUCCUCCUGCAACGAACGUGCAAGAACUAAGGUUUCAAACGACUGAGGAUGAAUGCAUGUGGGAACAAUCCCCAUUUUUCGAUGCAUUCUUUGAGAUUUGUCAUCCCAAGUGCGUAUAUGCAAAGCCAGAUGAUCACUUCAAUCACAACAAUCACUUUUGCAGACUCAUGCUUAGGGAGGUCUUGGAAAAGAAGACCACCACUACUGGAAUCGUGUAUUGGCCUCAUUACCUAAAACAUGUUCAAAUAAAACAGCCUCUUGAUCAAAAAUGGGAGACCCUAACAAAUUCCCAUAGAAGCUUUCUAGAUGGGUCCACUCCUGAUGUCUAUUUGUACUUCAAUCUAAACUGGUGCUAAGGCUAAUUACUAUUUUUCGUAUUAUACAUACUAUUUGUCGCAGACAUAUCUAGACAUAUAAUUGUGAAUGCUAGUAAUUACUCGAUCCCAUUUAAUCGACCCUAUAUAUUACUACUACA